UUUCUGACUUGAGCCUGAUUUUAUUAAUAAAUUCUGCUACCAAACACCACAAAUAAAUCCACCAUGUAUAGUGCCCCCAACUCUUUACUGUCCACAUUAAGAAUAUAUAAAUCCACUUCUUGAUUGCAAAAUUAUAUUCAGAGAGAGAGAGAGAGAGAGAGAGAGAGAGCGAGAGCGAGAGCGAGAGAGCGAGAAAGGAAUUAGUGUGUGUUUGUGGGACAAUGGCUGGCACUUGUGUUCGAGCACUGGUGAUUCUUCUAUGUCUUUUUUACCUCGUAUGCCACAACGGCGCCAUUCCUGUUAUGAGAAGUGGAAGCCUGGGAAGCCUGCGGGUGAAGAAAUCUCAAGGCGAUGAAAUUACAGAAUCCGCUCAAAAUAUGGAAAGUGAAGAACAAAACUUGAGUUUAGAGGGCAUAAAGAGAAGAAUUGAUGCUGAGCUGAAUGAUUAUCCAGGAUCAGGGGCAAAUAAUCGCCACACUCCAAGGCCACAACUGGGAAGAGGCUGUAUGGACUGCUAAACAUAUUAUAUGCAAAUUAAUUUCCUUAAUUAUAUACAUGUGUGGUAUUAUUGUGUUGAGAAAAAAACAUGGUUUUGUGCCUUAUUGUAGCAUAAAUAUAUGUAUGCUAUAUUUAGAAAGUAGGUUAUUCUUUGGCUUAAUUUCCAAAUGAGUAAUUAGGUAUUUAAAUUGGAAGAAUUAAAUGUAUAAUUUAGAGUGUAACGGCAGGAAUGGUGGAUGCUAUGACAUAUGUUUUUCUAUCUUUUGAAGGCAUUGGAUUUUGUGAUC
This is a messenger RNA of Olea europaea var. sylvestris, 785 nucleotides long. RefSeq lists its product as uncharacterized. Bases 222 to 518 code for a protein of 98 amino acids. The transcript has 3 exons. Lineage: Eukaryota; Viridiplantae; Streptophyta; Magnoliopsida; Lamiales; Oleaceae. The record is from RefSeq and is a predicted model, not a curated record.